AUGUCUCUAGAAGGAAAAACAGCUCUCAUCACUGGUGGUACUAAGAACCUCGGCAAACUCACUGCCAUCGAACUUGCAUCUAAACACAAGGCAAACUUGUUUUUGCAUUACAACUCGGUUCAGGGAGAUGAGAAGAAACUGGCUCAAGAGCUUUCGAGUAAAUAUGGCGUAAAGGUCGAGCUAUACCAGGGCAAUUUGGGAUCCGCAGAAAACGUUGCCAAGCUUUUCGAAGCGGCCAAAGCCAAAUUCGGCUCAAUUGACGUUGCCGUCAACAACGUCGGAAAAGUGCUCAAAAAGCCCAUGGCGGAGGUCACCGAAAAGGAGUUCGACGAAAUGGACCUCGUCAACAACAAAAUCGCGUUUUUCUUCAUUGCCCAAGCCACCAAGCACGUCAGCCCCGGCGGUAGCAUUAUCUCUCUAGUCACUUCCUUGCUGGCUGCCUAUACGCCUUUCUACGCCGUGUACCAGGGUACCAAGAGUGCUGUCGAGUACUACACCAAGAGCGCGUCUAAAGAGCUUAUCGAAAAGAGAAUCUCCGUUAACUGCAUUGCCCCAGGCCCCAUGGACACUCCUUUUUUCUACUCUCAGGAACAGCCUGAGGCAGUUGAGUUCUACAAGUCUGCUGCUUUUGACAACAGAUUGACCAAAAUUGAAGACAUCGCCCCAAUUGUGUCCUUUUUGGUUACCGGUGGCACCUGGAUGACAGGACAGACCCUUUACGCUUCCGGUGGUAUGACCGCUCAUUAA
Molecule: messenger RNA, 747 nt
Organism: Lachancea sp. 'fantastica'
Lineage: Eukaryota; Fungi; Ascomycota; Saccharomycetes; Saccharomycetales; Saccharomycetaceae
Source: the annotation of a GenBank genome assembly